Messenger RNA from Oncorhynchus gorbuscha (pink salmon), 2980 nucleotides. Its product is annotated as collagen alpha-1(XVII) chain-like. Bases 157 to 1605 code for a protein of 482 amino acids. Lineage: Eukaryota; Metazoa; Chordata; Actinopteri; Salmoniformes; Salmonidae. The record is from RefSeq and is a predicted model, not a curated record. The transcript is spliced from 13 exons.
GCGAACCUGGAAUUCCCGGUUCUCCUGGUCUUCCUGGCUCUGCAAGAGGCACUGUGGCGGCCGGCCCAGGGUUCCCAGGUCCUCCUGGUCCACCGGGUCCUCCCGGACACCCAGGCAUUCCAGGCAUAGCCUCUGCUCCUCCUGAUCUGCGUCAGUAUGUCAACGACUAUCUCCGAAUUAAUGCUAGGACUAUGUCCUCUGGUCUUCCUGGCCCCCGUGGCCUCCCUGGACCCCCAGGAGCCCCUGGAUCCUCUGGAUCCUCUAGUUCUGUGGAGGACAUAUCUUCUCGUGUCAUUGCUUAUCUGCAGCGUUCAGGAUCAGGCUUCGGCGGUGGUGCUCAGGGUCCUCCAGGCCCCCCCAGGACUUCCUGGGUCCUCUGGCUCUGGUUCUGGCUCAAUGUCUGUCAACGACCUCAUUGUUAUGCUACAGAGGGAUGAUGUACGGCGAUAUGUAAUGGGCCCACCCGGACCUCCAGGCCCAGCAGGACCAUUAGCCAGAGGAGGAAGUACGGCAAACUACGACCCACAGGAAGUGGCUACCUACGUCUUCAGAAUCAUGAACGAACGUGGGAUCGGUGGUGGGCAGCCUGGACCUCCGGGUGCAACCGGGCCUCCAGGGCUACCUGGCUCCUUCAGCGGUGUUAGUGACAUCUCCGCACUCCUGCAAAAUUCACAAUUCCGUGCGAUGGUUGGGCGCUCUGCUGGAGCCCCUGGUCCUCCUGGUACUCCAGGUAUCCCAGGACCCCCAGGCACCCCUGGUACCCCAGGAGGGCCAUCUUACAGGAGCUCAGCCUCAGGGGGUUUAAGGAUAGAGGAUGUCCAGCAUUACCUACAAAGUUCUGGGUACAGUGGUCCUCCAGGCCCACCUGGCCCCCCAGGACCUCAGGGGCCCCCAGGGAACUCUCACGGAGUAGUCUCCUAUGGAGAUAGUAGAAACAUCGGAAACUACCAGCGAGAAAGCAUCCGCACAGAACUCCAGGCGUACCUCAGCAGUGACAGUAUACGGCACUCCUUCAUUGGCCAACCAGGUCCUCCUGGGUCUCAGGGUCCCCGUGGUCACAAAGGAGACCCUGGAGAACCUGGUGGGGUUCAGACUAACCGUCAGAGUUAUGCCCAGAGUGACCCACGUUACUCUUCUGACCUUGAGCGGCGCCAGAGUGACAUUGGGAGAUUGACAGAGCCACUAGACUACUCCAACGUUGCCUUGAGAGUGACAGACUACAUCAAGAACCAGGGCUUACUGCAGGACAUCCUGUCUGAGAGUCACCAGCGAGGAGGCUCCUGGGAGUCCCAAGGCCUCCCAGGACCUCCUGGGCCUCCUGGACCUCCCGGGUAUAGCCGUGUCAUUGGAGCUUACGGCAACGUAACUGCUGACCUCAUGGACUUCUUUAGAACCCAUGGCACCAUUGUUGGCCCCCCAGGGAAUACUGGUCCGAAAGGAGACAGGGGGUACCUCGGACCCAAAGGAGACAGAGGCGAGAUGGGUCACCCAGGCCCUCCAGGACUGCAGGGGCUACAUGGUCAGGAUGGAUACAGAGGAGAGAAGGGAGAGAAAGGUGCAGGUGAAGUUAGGGUUGGUCGUCGGCGUCGGAGCAUCGGUGUUUAAGGUGUUUUCAGCUUAACCAAAUCUAUCCGAUAAAGCUUUAUUUCUAUUCAGCUCUUCUGUCCUGUGCAUAGUCAAAAUCAUACAUUACGUUAGAAUAUGCCUGCUUGCCUAUUCAAUUACAGUUUAUUUUUUGAGUGUGAAUACAAUGAAUGAUAUGGAAAUGUUAUAAUGGCAGUAAAGCAGAGGUCUCCGACAGGUACUAUAGGUCGCGAGCUAGCAGUAGCUCGCAGCCCACCUACGAGUAGGUCGCCAAGUAAUUCUGAAAGUACACAGAUUUUUAAAAAUGUGUUCCAUUGCAAACUGUCAUAAACAUAAAGCUCCUGGCAACCAUCCAAUCAAAGCCACAUUGACAUUAUCCCACCCCUGGUUAGCCACUAUUGGCUUAAAAAGCCAAAUAUAACACAAUAUCUGGCAAUUAAUUUCAAGCAAUAUUGCACAUUGUCCAAAUGUGUCUAUUACUCUGUAUGUAACCUGUUAGCGAUGCUAGUAAUGAUAACCGUCUUGUGGGUACACAGAGACUUUCCCCAAAAACCUUCUGCCUACCUGACAGAAAUAUAUAAUGAUUAUUCGUAUCAAUUGGGUGUCCUUUUUUAAAACUCUGCCAUGAGGUGCUGCAGAAGUAGGCCUAACAUAGACAUUGAUAGACUCAGACAUUCCUCUCUUUCUAAAUGCGCAAUUAAAGGGUAAUUACACUCAAAAAUCGAAAUGUAUGCUUUUUUUCCAGACCUCAAAAUUGGUAGUCUGAUGUGAUUUAAGCAUUGACAUGGACUCAAAACAUACAUUUUAGUUAUUUUUCUAUGAAUAACUCUAAUAUUAAGAGUAAAAAACAUUUAAAAAAAACAUAAAACAGUAAUUUUAUGGAGCCCCUUAGAGUUGUUUAUUAACAAUUAUUUUUACUAGAAAACACAUAUAUUGUACAACAAGGACCCGGGGAAGAGAGGUGAAGAGAAGAAUGUGCCUAUUUGAAAGUAAAAAAUAGUUUUGAAGUACAGUAGCUCUCAUGCUAGAAAAGGUUGGAGACCCCUGCACUAAAGAAUGUGUUUAACAGUCUGAAGUAGAGUGAUACAUUGGCUGCUGGUCAUGGUUGUGGUUGCACUCUUUGAUAUUCUAGUUAGUAUGUGGGAGUAUCGUGUUUACCUUAAUAAAGCUCUAGUUCUUUUUCUCAAGGGAACUCAUGGGAAAAUGUACUUUUCAAAAAGAUAAUGAUAGUUAUGGAUCUUAGCUUUAUUAAUAACAUUAAAGUAUUUUUCACCCAAAAUGUUUAAGUGUUACUUGGGCACUUUUGAACCACUGAAAACAACAAUUGUCAUUUAUUCUUUAUUUUCAUUAAAACUUCAGAAAACUUAAUUUUCAAUAAAUGUUUAUUCCUUGUCAA